Odontomachus brunneus is the source of this 3384-nucleotide messenger RNA. RefSeq names its product zinc finger protein 76-like. Lineage: Eukaryota; Metazoa; Arthropoda; Insecta; Hymenoptera; Formicidae. The transcript has 9 exons. The coding region runs from base 367 to 1845 and encodes 492 amino acids. The record is from RefSeq and is a predicted model, not a curated record. Gene Ontology annotation, biological process: regulation of transcription by RNA polymerase II. Gene Ontology annotation, cellular component: PcG protein complex; transcription regulator complex. Gene Ontology annotation, molecular function: RNA polymerase II cis-regulatory region sequence-specific DNA binding; DNA-binding transcription factor activity, RNA polymerase II-specific.
UGGUGUACCGGUACGGGGGGCUGACGAAAAUUCUAUUCACCGCGAUCUAGCGAGCAUGUCACGUAGUAUCGUGUUGCUGUGAGGAUUUCCGUUGUGUCGCGCCAAGACACCGUCGGCCCUUUUCGCGGCACGGUCGUGCGAAGAUGGCGAAUCUCGUCGUACGAGACGCGAGUCUCGUGUACGCGAUUCAUUGUCAGUUUGCGAUGCACCCGGCGCGCGACGACCUAUCAACAUCCCUUCAGAAUGCUGAUCUGAUAAGUCUUAUCAGUAGGACGAUCAAACGUGCACAGCCGAAAGGGUUAGUCGCGCGCGAUGUUACACGACAACAAUCGAUACGAUUUGCGCGCCGCGACUCCGUAGAGGAUUAUGUCGGCGCAAAGUGCGGAUCUUCCGAAAUGCAUUACGAAUCAGGAGGAAGAAAUGAUCUUGCACGAGGCUGAGAAUAAUCCUGUGGACAUAUUCCAAUGUCUGUCAGUUAUGAUCAAUGAAGAUCAUGUCAACAACACAGGACAGAUACAAGAACUUAUAUUGGAUGACCAAUUGCUUGGCACAAUGGUAACUACGAUUACACUGCCUGAUGGAACCCAAGCUUUCGUUACAAAUAAUAUUGAUUCAGACUUCAAGACACAAACAUUACAAACAUUUGAAAAUGGGGACACUAUUUUACUACGAGGUCUAUCAGAAUUCAAUGAUGCCAAGACUCUUCAAUUAGAAUUAAAUCAAACUUCGUUUGUACAAACCAAAGCUACUACUAUGGACAAUGAGGAAAAUACUUAUUCACAAGUGGAAUUUAUCAAUGGCACAACAUAUAUGGUAGCUGGCCAUGUGAAUGUUGGUGAAGGUUUAUGGGAAAUCGAAGAUGGAAAAUUAAAAAAGAAAGAUCCCAAGAUUUUAAUUGAUAAGUUAUCGGAUGCAAAAAUUAGAUAUCCUUGUCCAAGAGAAGGUUGUUCCAAAGUUUACAGUACACCACAUCAUCUCAAGGUUCAUGAGCGUUCGCACACGGGUCAGCGACCGUACAGAUGUACUCACUCGAAAUGCAAAAAGAGCUUCUCGACGGGGUAUAGUCUAAAAGCGCAUCUGCGGACUCAUACGGGCGAGAAACCGUACAAAUGCACAAACGAAACCUGUAAUAAGAGUUUCAAAACAUCGGGUGAUCUAUUGAAACAUGUGCGGACUCACACGGGAGAGCGCCCUUUCAUAUGCCCGUUCGAUGGUUGUGGUCGAUCCUUCACCACAAGUAAUAUCAGAAAGGUUCAUGUGAGAACACACACCGGUGAACGGCCGUAUAAAUGUACGCAGCCAAAGUGUGGUAAAGCAUUCGCCAGCGCGACAAAUUACAAGAACCACAUGCGAAUUCACUCUGGUGAGAAGCCUUAUAUUUGCACCAUGGAAAAUUGCGGUAAAAGCUUUACCGAAUACUCUAGUCUGUAUAAACAUCAUCUUGUACAUACACAGCAACGACCGUUCGAAUGCACAUUGUGCUCCAAGAGGUACCGACAAAGCAGCACUCUGGUGAUGCACAAAAGAACAGCUCACGCAUUUAUCGACAGUAAUGACGGUACCGAUGUGUUUUUUCAAGACACCUUGGAUAUCUCUAGUCAGAUUAGAAACAAGAUCACGAAAGAAACCCACAAACUACCAGGUAAAAAUGGACAGAUUCAGAUUUCUAAGGUAGUCGAAAAUGCAAGCGACAAAGAGCCACAGAUCUUAUUCGUUGGCGAUCCUUCGCAAAUUGCUGCGUUACAGAAAAUCGAUCUGGACGAAAGCUUUGAUGAUCCUGGCAUCGAUACGACUUUCGAGGGACUGAACAUAAAGAUCGAGGAUAUAGAAUUCGGAUGGAAUUAGUGCAGAAGAAGAGGAAGAAGCUAGUGCAUAAAACGUGGGAAAGUCAUGAGCGUUAAAUGUUAAUGAUCUAAUUAACACUCGUGAAUGUACUUUUUAAUAUCGGAGCUCAAAAUCAAAUAAGUUAAUUACGUAAAGUAAUAAAUUGAGUGCUAUCAAAGCGAUAUUCGACUGCGUAAAUGACUGGUAGUGGCAAAUUAGUUAGGAUGCGAAUAAUUUAAUUUUGGUAUCAGUUUUAGUAAAUUUACCAGAUAAAAGUACACAGUGGCGUUAGCAUCUGUAAUAAUCAGUGAUGGUUACUGUACUAUAGUACCUUGUUUUAAUAGUCAUUAACAUAAGUAAUGAUUGAAUCUGAUGUGAUUUCGGUAAAUUUAAAAUUUCCGACACAAUCGAGACGCUAAAGCUUAUAAGUGCGCAUCUUUUGACGCGUGCGAACUUUGAAUUUCCUGGAUUAUUUUAGUUUAAAAUUGUACUGCAAAUGUUAGAAAUAUUAUUUUUGCUAUACAUUUUUACUUGCAAAUACAUUCUGAGAGGCAGAUUAAAAACCACUACAAUAUUGAAGAAAAAAUUAUAAGAUGUGUUUCCUCAAUAUUUUUCGCGUAUCUAAAACAUCAAAAUUAGGUAUCACCGAAAUUACAUUGGUUUUAAUCUGAAUAUAAGCGAAAUAAGAUUUAUUGCAGUUUACUGAAGAGCUCAAUGUUCAAUAUAUAAUAUGUUGAUUUCUUCUUAAACUAAAGGCAGUGCCUUACCUGAAAGUUUGUGAAUGUUGAAGAAAAAAAAAAUAUAUAUAUAUAUAUAUAUAUAUUAUAUCUAUAUUACAUUUUGUCCAUCUGUAGUUAUCGAGUGUGCACACGAUAUUUUCAUGUGUCAUUCUGAACCUCUUGUUCACACAAACUUGCAUAUAGGGAAAGCAAUAAUUGAUAAAAUGCUGCACACUGUAAUCACAUUUGCAGCUUGCAAUAUUACUUUGUGCAAUUUUAUUUUCAAAUUAAAUGACUAAGUGACGCAUUUUAAUUUCUCCAGUAGUAGUUUUGAAAUAAAAAGUUUUAUUAUUGUUGCCAUAAACUGUAGCGCUUAAUUUUUAUUUUAAUAGUUCACUUUAAUUACUUUGAUUUAACAUCAUAUUUCCUAAAAUCGGUGGAAAGUCUGAGAAAAAGUUGUGUUUGCGCUAUAAAGUGCUGCAACAAAUAGCAUAUUAAAUUUGCGAUAUUCCAAGACAACCUAAGUCAACUAGAAAAGGCUAAUUUAUGUUACUUCCGUUGUUAAGUACAUUAAAAUAUCGUAACAAAUAUGGUAUAAAAAAAAAGUAAUGCCAUAUAGCUAGCAACUCUGACAAAUACCUUUCAUUGUAAUUGAUAUUAGAACGUAGCGUGAUGGUGUAUUAUAAAAAAUAUAGAAAUUGAAAGAUUUGUGAUGACAUACUUUGUAACAAUAGAUGGAUACGAUAUUUAUGUGAUGCACAAAUGUUCCACGAACGUCGAAAAGAUAACAUAUGUAUUAUGUUUUGUAAUAAUUUUUGAAUUAAAUUGCUUUUCUUUUUUA